This is a messenger RNA of Penicillium cosmopolitanum, 1335 nucleotides long. Its product is annotated as putative pyridine nucleotide-disulfide oxidoreductase AMID-like. The transcript has 4 exons. Bases 1 to 1335 code for a protein of 444 amino acids. The record is from RefSeq and is a predicted model, not a curated record. NCBI's taxonomy places the organism in Eukaryota, Fungi, Ascomycota, Eurotiomycetes, Eurotiales, Aspergillaceae. Gene Ontology annotation, cellular component: cytoplasm. Gene Ontology annotation, molecular function: electron-transferring-flavoprotein dehydrogenase activity; flavin adenine dinucleotide binding.
AUGCCUUCCAAUGACGGUGUUCCUGGUGCUCGAUCCUAUCGGGUGCUCAUCAUCGGUGGCUCCUACGCGGGGCUGAGCACUGCAUUGACCCUGGUCGAUCUUUCGCGGGGUCGCAUACCUCGCUUCAGUUAUGACCGAGAGAUCGCGCCCCCGGCCCAUCGCAUCCCUGUAGACAUUACGGUGAUCGACGAACGAGAUGGCUACUAUCAUCUCAUCGGAUCGCCCAAGUCCCUAGCUUGCGAGAAAUUUGCGUCCGACUCAUGGACCCGGUUUCAGGACAUUCCCGGCCUCAAAUCCUCGGGCAUCAACUUCAUUCGCGGAAGCGUUAGCUCAGUGGACUUUGCAGCGAAGACGGCCCACAUUGACGAAACAGACACGAAAGCGAAACGCAAUGAGUCCUAUGAUUAUCUUGUUGUUGGCUCUGGUUUGCGACGGACUUUCCCCACGGUCCCGCAGUCCCAAGUGCGAGCCGAUUUUAUCGCAGAAGCGAAAAGCCACGCCGAAGAGAUUCAAAAUUCUUGCGAGGGUGUAGUGGUUGUUGGUGGCGGUGAGUAUUCAUUCAAUUUCCUCAAUCCGAGUCUUCCCUGUGGUUCUGCGAAGCUCAUCUUCUGUCGUAUUAUAUUAGGUGCCGUUGGCGUGGAAAUGGCCGCAGAGUUGAAGAUUCUCUACCCAGAUCAGAAAAUUACUCUCAUUCACUCGCGAAACCGUUUACUAUCCUCGGAACCUUUGCCAGAUGAUUUCGCCGAGCGCGUUGAGUCAUGCCUGCGUGAAGUGGGUGUGGAGACGAUUCUGGGCCAGCGUGUUGUUGAUACUACUGCUGUAGAUACAGAGAACGGUCGCCGGGUGUGGCGUCUAGCGCUGGCCGAUGGUCGAGAGCUGAUGACUGGCCUCGUACUCAGCGCCAUCUCGCGAAGCAUUCCCACUUCCACAUAUCUUCCAUCGGAUGCAUUGAACGAGGAUGGCUAUGUGAAGAUUCAUCCAUCUCUUCAACUCUCCGGGUCCAUCCCCAACGCAGAGAGCCACUACUGUGUGGGAGACCUUGCGGCGUGGCCCGGUAUCAAACGAUGUGGAGGGGCAAUGCACAUGGGUCACUAUGCAGGUCAUAACCUGUAUGAGCAUCUCAUGGCACAAUCUGCCGGCAGCAAGCCGGACGUGAAAAACCUGAACCCGUUCCCCAAUGUCAUCGGAUUGGCCGUAGGAAAGAAAGCCGUCAGCUGGACCCCCGACGAGGGAACCAAACACGGCGAGGAGCUGAUGACCAGCCUCUUCGGAGAGGAUAUGGGUAAUUCCAAUUGCUGGAAUUACAUGCAGCUUGGUGAGGCCUGCAAGGCAUAG